ACCUUAGCCACCAUGGGGCUAAGAGCGGCCAGCCUCUUCCUCCUCUGGCUGGCUCUUUCCUCUGCUAAUGAAAUAAAAAAAGGAAGGACAAGAAGCCACGGCCACUAUGUCUGCAGCACUUGGGGAAACAACCAUUUCAAGACUUUUGAUGGAGACAUCUACCAAUUCCCUGGCAUUUGCGAGUAUAAUUUUGUUUCCGACUGCCGAGAGGCUUACAAGGAAUUCUCUGUCCACAUCCAGCGUGCUCUCAACAGCAAUGGCCAUCCUGAGAUCGAGUAUAUUCUGGUGAAAAUCAAGGAUAUAAUGGUCUACCUCAAACCCAACCUGGUUGUGGUGGAUGGGCGGAUUGUGAAGACACCUUACUACACCUCUGGUGUCCUCAUUGAGAGCAAUGAAAUUUACACCAAGAUUUAUGCCAAAUUAGGCAUGGUUCUGAUGUGGAACCAGCAGGAUGCCUUGAUGGUGGAGCUGGACAACAAAUUCAAUAACCAUACCUGUGGUCUCUGUGGGGAUUACAAUGGCAUUCAAAUCUACAAUGAGUUCAUCAAGGGAGAUGCAAGCUACAACUCAAUUACAUAUGGGAAUAUGCAGAAGAUCAGCAAACCCAAUUCCAAAUGUGAAGAUCCAGAUGAAACUCAGGCUCUUCCAAGCUGUAAUGAGCAUCGCGAUGAGUGUCAGAGGUUGCUCACUUCCCCUGCAUUUGCUGAUUGUCGGCUACGUCUUAAUUUGGAAAUGUACAUCCAAGCCUGCAUGCAGGACAAGUGUGCCUGCAAUGGGAAGAACGACUCCUUCUGCCUCUGCAGCACCAUCUCUGAGUAUUCCCGCCAGUGCUCGCACGCGGGUGGCCGCCCGGGAGAAUGGAGGACACAGAGCUUCUGCCCCAAGACCUGUCCUGCUACCAUGGUCUAUAGAGAAAGCAGCUCACCCUGCGUGGAUACUUGCUCACACUUGCAGAUCAGCAGCCUUUGUGAGGAGCACUACAUGGAUGGCUGUUUCUGCCCUGAAGGAACUGUGUAUGAUGAUAUCAGUGAAAAAGGCUGUAUCCCUGUUAGCCAGUGCCACUGCAAACUCAGUGGAAAGACGUAUGCACCUGGAGAAAGCAUUUCCAAAGAAUGUGAAGAAUGCACCUGUAAUUCAGGAAGAUGGACCUGCAAAGAUCUACCCUGCCCAGGCACAUGCUCAGUGGAAGGAGGUUCCCAUUUUACCACCUUUGAUGGGAAGAAAUACACCUUCCAUGGAGACUGCUACUAUGUGUUGGCCAAGGGUACCGCAAAUGAGAGUUAUGCUCUCCUGGCAGAACUGGCUCCCUGUGGCUCCACAGACAAACAGACCUGCUUGAAGACUGUUGUGCUGUUAGUGGAUAACAAAAAGAAUGUGGUGGUUUUCAGAUUGGAUGGCAGCGUGCUCCUGAAUGAGAUGACAGUGAAUGUGCCUCAUGUGUCAACCAGCUUCUCAGUAUUCAAGCCAUCUUCCAACUACUUUGUUGUACAAACUCCUUUUGGGCUUCAGAUGCAGAUCCAGCUGUUUCGAGUCAUGCAGCUGUUUGUGACUGUAGAUCAAUCACUUAAAGGAACACUUCAAGGUCUUUGUGGAAACUUCAAUGAAAUGGAAGGUGAUGACUUUAGAACAACCAGCGGGCUGAUCGAGGCUACAGGAUCUGCCUUUGCUAACACGUGGAAAGCUCAGUCCACCUGCGCAGACCAGGCAGAAAAGCUGGAAGACCCCUGCAGUCUCAGCAUUGAAAGUGCAAAUUAUGCUGAGCAUUGGUGCUCUUUGCUGAGAAACCCAAAGGGUCCUUUUGCAAGAUGUCACAUAGCCAUUGAUCCUUCAGAAUACUAUAAGAAAUGUAAAUAUGACACCUGUCUCUGUGAAGACAGUGAGGAAUGUUUGUGUGCUGCCCUGUCCUCUUACUCAAGAGCCUGUGCUUUCAAAGGGAUCAUACUGGGAGGCUGGAGAAAGAGUGUCUGCAGCAGUGAAGAGUCUUCUUGCCCAGGAAAUCAAGUCUUCCUUUACAACCUUACAAUGUGCCAGCAAACCUGUCGCUCUCUUGCUGAUGGUGAAAAGUAUUGCUUGCAAGACUUUGCUCCUGUGGAUGGGUGUGGCUGCCCACCUGAUACAUACUUUGAUAACCAAGCUAACUGUGUGCCCAUCUCCCAGUGCCCAUGUUAUUACAAGGGAUCAUACCUGCAACCUGGGGAGUAUUUCACAAAAGAUGAAGAACGCUGUGUUUGCCGAAAUGCAAAGAUCCAGUGCACUUCAGUGAAAAUAAGAAUGAAAAGUGAAAAAGAAUGUUCUUCUAACAAGACAUACUUUGACUGCAAUGCAUUCUCAAAGUGGACUUCGCAAACACCUCUACAACUUAGCUGUCAUACUCCUCAAACUGAUCAUUUCCAGGCAGAGUGCGUCUCAGGCUGUGUGUGCCCUGAAGGUCUAUUUGAUGAUGGCAGAGGGGGCUGUGUUGAGCAAAAGGAUUGCCCGUGCAUUCAUAACAAUCAGUGGUAUUCUUCUGGACACAAGAUAAAAGUGGACUGCAACACCUGCACCUGCCAGAAAGGGGUUUGGAAAUGCACUGAUGACGUGUGCUAUGGGACUUGUAUGAUAUAUGGAAGUGGCCAUUAUAACACUUUUGAUGGGAAAUUCUAUGACUUUGACGGGAGCUGUGAAUAUGUUGCUACUCAGGACUUCUGUGGUGACAAAAAUUCCAGCGGCUCAUUCAGUAUCAUCACAGAGAAUGUCCCUUGUGGAACUACAGGAGUCACCUGCUCAAAGGCUAUCAAAAUGUUCCUAGGGAAAACUGAACUGAAAUUGGAGAACAAAGAGUACAAAGAAAUUCAGCGAGAUGUUGGUGAUGAUGUGCAGUAUUGGAACAGGACAGUUGGCCUGUACCUGGUUAUUGAGGCUAGCAAUGGUGUGAUGCUGAUCUGGGACAAGAAGACUACAGUUUUCAUCAAGCUGAGCCCUGAUUACAAGGGCAAAGUGUGUGGUCUGUGUGGCAACUUUGAUGACAAGGCAAACAAUGACUUUACAACAAGGAGCGGACUGCAGGACAAUAAUCCUCUGAAUUUUGGAAAUUCCUGGAAACAAUCUCCCAUGUGCCCAGAUGUCACAGAAGAGAUUAAGCCCUGUGAUUUGAAACCACACCGGAAGUCCUGGGCAGAGAAAGAAUGCAGCAUCAUCCAGAGUGAAGUCUUCAAAAUUUGUCACUCCAAGGUGGACCCACUUCCUUACUAUGAGGCUUGUGUUCAUGAUGCCUGCUCCUGUGACAGCGGUGGGGACUGCGAGUGCUUCUGCUCUGCAGUUGCAGCGUAUGCCCAAGAGUGCAUCAAGGCUGAGGCCUGCGUUUUCUGGAGAACUCCUGAUAUCUGCCCAAUAUUCUGUGACUACUACAACCCUCGCAAUGAGUGUGACUGGCACUAUGAGCCUUGUGGCAGUAAUAUCACAACCUGCAGGAUGAUCAAUAAUGUCAGCACCAACUUUACAGUGCCAUUACUGGAAGGGUGCUAUCCCAGAUGCCCUAAGGACAAGCCUAUAUAUAAUGAAGAGACAAAGCAAUGUGUGACUGAAGAUCAAUGUGGAUGUUACCUUGAGGAUGGAACCCAUGUACCCCCUGGGCAAGAAGUACCCACAAAAGAAAACUGUACAAUUUGUGUCUGUGUCCCAUCAGGAUCCAUACAGUGUAAACCAGUCCCAGGAUGUCCUUGUGUCAUCAAUGGAACGAGUUAUGAAGAGGGUGCUACUGUGGGAGUUGUACAGGAUGGCGACAUAUGUACAAGAUACAUUUGUGCAGAAAAUGGCUCUGUAGUUCCUGGUGAAGUCUAUCCUUGUCCAACAUCUUCACCUACAACCAUUUCAACCUCCUCACCUCACAGUACUCUUACCACCACCACCACAGGUAAAUCAUCAAUACAGAUUCUGAAACCUCUGUCUUUUCUUGCAGCUCCAUGCAUAGUCACAGAACUAAUCUGUGAUUGGACUGAAUGGUUUGAUGUUAGUAAACCUGAAGAAGGUGGUGGUGACUACGAAACAUAUGAUGAAAUAAGAAAACAUGGAAACAAAAUAUGUACAACUCCUGAAAAAAUUGAGUGCAGGGCUAAGGAUAAACCUGAUGUGAGCUUAGAGGAACUUGGUCAGAAAGUAGAAUGUAAUGUUAAAUAUGGGCUAAUCUGUAGAAAUGAUGAGCAAGAUGUAACUAUGUGGCCACUUUGCUAUAAUUAUGAAAUCAGAGUAAACUGUUGUGAGUGGCAAGAAAUUCCUUGUGAGCCUACAAUUACACCUACUAUACCUUCAACUUCAACCACCACCCAGACAACAAUAGCCAGCACCACUACAACCAGGAGUUCAACAGAAGUUACCACCAUGCCCAUACACAUCCAUUCCACCACAUCCCCACCUCCACCCACACCAAGCACACCAAAGUCGACAACCACUCCCUCGCCGCCGGAGACUCCCACCACCACCACCAGCACCCCGACAACAACAACCACUGUUACUGGAUCCCCAACACCCACCUCAACUACUUCAAGCACAUCCUCACCAACACCAACAUACACCACCACCACACCAACUCCAGGCACACCGAGCACAGCAUCCCCUCCCCCAGAAUGGACAACCACUUCCAUGUCACCGGAGACUCUCAGCAGCACCAGCACCACCACCAGCACCAGCACCAGCACCACCACUGGAGCACCGACGACAACAACAACAACCGUUACAACAACCAUCCGAACUCCUGCACCGUGUGAGUGCGUCUGGACGGACUGGAUCGAUGUGACUUACCCAGAUGGUUCUGACAGGAAUGGUGGUGACUACGAAACCUUUGAGAACAUUUGGAAGAAAUACCCCUCCUGGGAGUGUGCAAAAGUUGAGAACAUUUCCUGCCGAGCAGAGAAAUUCCCUAGCUAUUCCAUUGCAGAUUUAGGGCAGAAAGUGGAAUGUAACGUUAACGUAGGGCUCAUCUGUAACAAUAAAGAUCAGCAGAUAGGAGGUAUAAUACCGAUGCCAGUCUGCCUCAACUACGAGAUCAGUGUCUGCUGCACCCCCAACAAACCAGAGUGUCUUCCACCUCCAAGCACCACGAGCACCACAACUUCCACAGCUGCACCCACAACGAGCAGUGUGUCCCCUCCAGUAUCAACCACUGCUCCAACGUCAACACCAGUGGAGAUUCCCAGCCCUACCCCGACCCCCAGCAGCAGCACCACCACCACCACGACGAUGGCUCCCAGCAGCACCACCACUAGUGGCAGCACCUCACAGACCACAACAACUGCUCCUGUCUCAACAACACCCGUUUCAACUACUUCAAGCACAUCCGCACCCACACCAACAUACACCACCACCACACCAACUCCUCCAACAGUCACACCAAGCACACCAAAAUCAACAACCACUCCCUUGCCACCGGUGACUCCCACCACCACCAGCACCCCACCUCCACCCACACCAAGCACACCAAAGUCGACAACCACUCCCUCGCCGCCGGAGACUCCCACCACCACCACCAGCACCCCGACAACAACAACCACUGUUACUGGAUCACCAACGCCCACCUCAACUACUUCAAGCACAUCCUCACCAACACCAACAUACACCACCACCACACCAACUCCAGGCACACCGAGCACAGCAUCCCCUCCCCCAGAAUGGACAACCACUUCCAUGUCACCGGAGACUCUCAGCAGCACCAGCACCACCACCAGCACCAGCACCAGCACCACCACUGGAGCACCGACGACAACAACAACAACCGUUACAACAACCAUCCGAACUCCUGCACCGUGUGAGUGCAUCUGGACGGACUGGAUCGAUGUGACUUACCCAGAUGGUUCUGACAGGAAUGGUGGUGACUACGAAACCUUUGAGAACAUUUGGAAGAAAUACCCCUCCUGGGAGUGUGCAAAAGUUGAGAACAUUUCCUGCCGAGCAGAGAAAUUCCCUAGCUAUUCCAUUGCAGAUUUAGGGCAGAAAGUGGAAUGUAACGUUAACGUAGGGCUCAUCUGUAACAAUAAAGAUCAGCAGAUAGGAGGUAUAAUACCGAUGCCAGUCUGCCUCAACUACGAGAUCAGUGUCUGCUGCACCCCCAACAAACCAGAGUGUCUUCCACCUCCAAGCACCACGAGCACCACAACUUCCACAGCUGCACCCACAACGAGCAGUGUGUCCCCUCCAGUAUCAACCACUGCUCCAACGUCAACACCAGUGGAGAUUCCCAGCCCUACCCCGACCCCCAGCAGCAGCACCACCACCACCACCACGAUGGCUCCCAGCAGCACCAUCACUAGUGGCAGCACCUCACAGACCACAACAACUGCUCCUGUCUCAACAACACCCGUUUCAACUACUUCAAGCACAUCCGCACCCACACCAACAUACACCACCACCACACCAACUCCAGUCACACCAAGCACACCAAAAUCAACAACCACUCCCUUGCCACCGGUGACUCCCACCACCACCAGCAGCCCUCCAGGCACAUCAACAACAACAACUACAUCAACAACGGUUACUGGAUCACCAACCACCGUCUCAUCUCCUGGAACCCCACCUCCACCCACACCAAGCACACCAAAGUCGACAACCACUCCCUCGCCGCCGGAGACUCCCACCACCACCACCAGCACCCCGACAACAACAACCACUGUUACUGGAUCACCAACGCCCACCUCAACUACUUCAAGCACAUCCUCACCAACACCAACAUACACCACCACCACACCAACUCCAGGCACACCGAGCACAGCAUCCCCUCCCCCAGAAUGGACAACCACUUCCAUGUCACCGGAGACUCUCAGCAGCACCAGCACCACCACCAGCACCAGCACCAGCACCACCACUGGAGCACCGACGACAACAACAACAACCGUUACAACAACCAUCCGAACUCCUGCACCGUGUGAGUGCAUCUGGACGGACUGGAUCGAUGUGACUUACCCAGAUGGUUCUGACAGGAAUGGUGGUGACUACGAAACCUUUGAGAACAUUUGGAAGAAAUACCCCUCCUGGGAGUGUGCAAAAGUUGAGAACAUUUCCUGCCGAGCAGAGAAAUUCCCUAGCUAUUCCAUUGCAGAUUUAGGGCAGAAAGUGGAAUGUAACGUUAACGUAGGGCUCAUCUGUAACAAUAAAGAUCAGCAGAUAGGAGGUAUAAUACCGAUGCCAGUCUGCCUCAACUACGAGAUCAGUGUCUGCUGCACCCCCAACAAACCAGAGUGUCUUCCACCUCCAAGCACCACGAGCACCACAACUUCCACAGCUGCACCCACAACGAGCAGUGUGUCCCCUCCAGUAUCAACCACUGCUCCAACGUCAACACCAGUGGAGAUUCCCAGCCCUACCCCGACCCCCAGCAGCAGCACCACCACUCACACCAAGCACACCAAAAUCAACAACCACUCCCUUGCCACCGGUGACUCCCACCACCACCAGCAGCCCUCCAGGCACAUCAACAACAACAACUACAUCAACAACGGUUACUGGAUCACCAACCACCGUCUCAUCUCCUGGAAGUAUGUUCCUAGCAGUACCCCACCUCCACCCACACCAAGCACACCAAAGUCGACAACCACUCCCUCGCCGCCGGAGACUCCCACCACCACCACCAGCACCCUGACAACAACAACCACUGUUACUGGAUCCCCAACGCCCACCUCAACUACUUCAAGCACAUCCUCACCAACACCAACAUACACCACCACCACACCAACUCCAGGCACACCGAGCACAGCAUCCCCUCCCCCAGAAUGGACAACCACUUCCAUGUCACCGGAGACUCUCAGCAGCACCAGCACCACUACCAGCACCAGCACCAGCACCACCACUGGAGCACCGACGACAACAACAACAACCGUUACAACAACCAUCCGAACUCCUGCACCGUGUGAGUGCGUCUGGACGGACUGGAUCGAUGUGACUUACCCAGAUGGUUCUGACAGGAAUGGUGGUGACUACGAAACCUUUGAGAACAUUUGGAAGAAAUACCCCUCCUGGGAGUGUGCAAAAGUUGAGAACAUUUCCUGCCGAGCAGAGAAAUUCCCUAGCUAUUCCAUUGCAGAUUUAGGGCAGAUAGUGGAAUGUAAUGUUAACGUAGGGCUCAUCUGUAACAAUAAAGAUCAGCAGAUAGGAGGUAUAAUACCGAUGCCAGUCUGCCUCAACUACGAGAUCAGUGUCUGCUGCACCCCCAACAAACCAGAGUGUCUUCCACCUCCAAGCACCACGAGCACCACAACUUCCACAGCUGCACCCACAACGAGCAGUGUGUCCCCUCCAGUAUCAACCACUGCUCCAACGUCAACACCAGUGGAGAUUCCCAGCCCUACCCCGACCCCCAGCAGCAGCAGCACCACCACCACCACGAUGGCUCCCAGCAGCACCACCACUAGUGGCAGCACCUCACAGACCACAACAACUGCUCCUGUCUCAACAACACCCGUUUCGACUACUUCAAGCACAUCCACGCCCGCACCAACAUACACCACCACCACACCAACUCCAGGCACACCAAGCACACCAAAAUCAACAACCAGUCCCUUGCCACCGGUGACUCCCACCACCACCAGCAGUAGCCCUCCAGGCACAUCAACAACAACAACUACAUCAACAACGGUUACUGGAUCACCAACCACCGUCUCAUCUCCUGGAACCCCACCUCCACCUACACCAAGCACACCAAAGUCGACAACCACUCCCUCGCCGCCGGAGACUCCCACCACCACCACCAGCACCCUGACAACAACAACCACUGUUACUGGAUCACCAACGCCCACCUCAACUACUUCAAGCACAUCCUCACCAACACCAACAUACACCACCACUACACCAACUCCAGCGUGUGAGUGCAUCUGGACAGACUGGAUCGAUGUGACUUACCCAGAUGGUUCUGACAGGAAUGGUGGUGACUACGAAACUUUUGAGAACAUUUGGAAGAAAUACCCCUCCUGGGAGUGUGCAAAAGUUGAGAACAUUUCAUGCCGAGCAGAGAAAUUCCCUAGCUAUUCCAUUGCAGAUUUAGGGCAGAAAGUCGAAUGUAAUGUUAACGUAGGGCUCAUCUGUAACAAUAAAGAUCAGCAGAUAGGAGGCACACCUCCAUCCACACUGAGCACAGCAUCCCCUACACCUGAAUUGCCCACCACGUCACCGGAGACUCCCACCACCACCACCACCAGCACCAGCACCACCACUAGCUCUCCAGGCACAACCACAACUGUUACUGGUUCACCAACACUCACCUCCACUACUUCAAGCACAUCCUCUCCCACACCAACAUAUACCACCACCUUAUCAACUCCAGGCACACCUCCAUCUACACUGAGCACACCAAAAUCAACAACCACUACCUCGCCACCAGAGACUCCCACCACCACCACCAGCACCCUGACAACAACAACCACUGUUACUGGAUCAACAACAACCAUCUCAACUCCUGCAACCCUAUCUCCACCCACACCAAGCACACCAAUAUCGACAACUGCUACCUCGCCGCCAGCGACUCCCACCUCCACCACCAGCCCUCUGAGCACAACAGCCACUGUUACUGGAUCACCAACGCCCACCUCAACUACUUCAAGUGCAUCCUCACCAACACCAACAUACACCACUGCAACACCAACUCCAGGUACUUCUCUGGCCUUCCCAUCUUCAUCCACACCAAGCACACCAAAAUCAACAACUCUGCCAACAGAGACUCUCACUUCCACCACCAGCCCUCCGAGCACAACAACCACUGUUACUGGAUCACCAACGCCCACCUCAACUACUUCAAGCGCAUCCUCACCAACACCAACAUACACCACCACUACAACUCCAGGCACACCUCCAUCCACACUGAGCACGCCAAAAUCGACAACCACUCCCUUGCCGCCGGAGACUCCCACCACCACCACCAGCACCCUGACAACAACAACCAUCACAACUCCUGAAAAUAUUAUCACCAUAACCCGGCCGGUUCCACCCACUGAAGCAAUAAAGACACCUGAACCAGAGAGGCCAACAACAACAAACACUCCAGUUACUCCUUCAAUUACCCCACUGCCAACGACAAGAACAACAGAAAUUAGUACAGUGUCUACUGCAAGCACCACUAGUCAAAAGUCAACAUCACCAGUGUCAACAAGCCCAGUAACAGCUACCACAUCUGAAGUCACUGGAACAGCAUCAACAACCAAGACCACCACUUCAGGCCCCACACCCUCAAGAUCCACCAGCACCACACCAGUAACAGAAACACCUGUCCAUGAGACCACUACCACCAGGACUCCAAGCCCUCCAACAGGAUUACCAACCACCACUUCCAGCCCUGGCACCACCACAACCGUGGGACCAAGCAGCCCUACAGGAACACAACCACCAAUAUCCACAACCCCAUUCACUGGAACAGCAUCAACCACCAGGAUCACCACUUCAGGCCCCACACCCUCAAGAUCCACCAGCACCACACCAGUAACAGAAACACCUGUCCAUGAGACCACUACCACCAGGACUCCAAGCCCUCCAACAGGAUUACCUACCACCACUUCCAGCCCUGGCACCACCACAACCGUGGGACCAAGCAGCCCUACAGGAACACAACCACCAAUAUCCACAACCCCAUUCACUGGAACAGCAUCAACCUCCAGGAUCACCACUUCAGGCCCCACACCCUCAAGAUCCACCAGCACCACACCAGUAACAGAAACACCUGUCCAUGAGACCACUACCACCAGGACCCCAAGCCCUCCAACAGGAUUACCUACCACCACUUCCAGCCCUGGCACCACCACAACCGCAGGACCAAGCAGCCCUACAGGAACACAACCACCAAUAUCCACAACCCCAUUCACUGGAACAGCAUCAACCACCAGGAUCACCACUUCAGGCCCUACACCCUCAAGAUCCACCAGCACCACACCAGUAACAGAAACACCUGUCCAUGAGACCACUACCACCAGGACCCCAAGUCCUCCAACAGGAUUACCUACCACCACUUCCAGCCCUGGCACCACCACAACCGCGGGACCAAGCAGCCCUACAGGAACACAACCACCAAUAUCCACAACCCCAUUCACUGGAACAGCAUCAACCACCAGGAUCACCACUUCAGGCCCCACACCCUCAAGAUCCACCAGCACCACACCAGUAACAGAAACACCUGUCCAUGAGACCACUACCACCAGGACCCCAAGUCCUCCAACAGGAUUACCUACCACCACUUCCAGCCCUGGCACCACCACAACCGCGGGACCAAGCAGCCCUACAGGAACACAACCACCCAUAUCCACAACCCCAUUCACUGGAACAGCAUCAACCACCAGGAUCACCACUUCAGGCCCUACACCCUCAAGAUCCACCAGCACCACACCAGUAACAGAAACACCUGUCCAUGAGACCACUACCACCAGGACCCCAAGUCCUCCAACAGGAUUACCUACCACCACUUCCAGCCCUGGCACCACCACAACCGCGGGACCAAGCAGCCCUACAGGAACACAACCACCAAUAUCCACAACCCCAUUCACUGGAACAGCAUCAACCACCAGGAUCACCACUUCAGGCCCCACACCCUCAAGAUCCACCAGCACCACACCAGUAACAGAAACACCUGUCCAUGAGACCACUACCACCAGGACCCCAAGUCCUCCAACAGGAUUACCUACCACCACUUCCAGCCCUGGCACCACCACAACCGCGGGACCAAGCAGCCCUACAGGAACACAACCACCAAUAUCCACAACCCCAUUCACUGGAACAGCAUCAACCACCAGGAUCACCACUUCAGGCCCUACACCCUCAAGAUCCACCAGCACCACACCAGUAACAGAAACACCUGUCCAUGAGACCACUACCACCAGGACCCCAAGCCCUCCAACAGGAUUACCUACCACCACUUCCAGCCCUGGCACCACCACAACCGCGGGACCAAGCAGCCCUACAGGAACACAACCACCCAUAUCCACAACCCCAUUCACUGGAACAGCAUCAACCACCAGGAUCACCACUUCAGGCCCCACACCCUCAAGAUCCACCAGCACCACACCAGUAACAGAAACACCUGUCCAUGAGACCACUACCACCAGGACCCCAAGUCCUCCAACAGGAAUACCUACCACCACUGCCAGCCCUGGCACCACCACAACCGCGGGACCAAGCAGCCCUACAGGAACACAACCACCAAUAUCCACAACCCCAUUCACUGGAACAGCAUCAACCACCAGGAUCACCACUUCAGGCCCCACACCCUCAAGAUCCACCAGCACCACACCAGUAACAGAAACACCUGUCCAUGAGACCACUACCACCAGGACCCCAAGUCCUCCAACAGGAUUACCUACCACCACUUCCAGCCCUGGCACCACCACAACCGCGGGACCAAGCAGCCCUACAGGAACACAACCACCCAUAUCCACAACCCCAUUCGCUGGAACAGCAUCAACCACCAGGAUCACCACUUCAGGCCCUACACCCUCAAGAUCCACCAGCACCACACCAGUAACAGAAACACCUGUCCAUGAGACCACUACCACCAGGACUCCAAGUCCUCCAACAGGAUUACCUACCACCACUUCCAGCCCUGGCACCACCACAACCGCGGGACCAAGCAGCCCUACAGGAACACAACCACCAAUAUCCACAACCCCAUUCACUGGAACAGCAUCAACCACCAGGAUCACCACUUCAGGCCCCACACCCUCAAGAUCCACCAGCACCACACCAGUAACAGAAACACCUGUCCAUGAGACCACUACCACCAGGACCCCAAGUCCUCCAACAGGAUUACCUACCACCACUUCCAGCCCUGGCACCACCACAACCGCGGGACCAAGCAGCCCUACAGGAACACAACCACCAAUAUCCACAACCCCAUUCACUGGAACAGCAUCAACCACCAGGAUCACCACUUCAGGCCCCACACCCUCAGUGUCCACUCUCCCCACCACCACAGUAGGAACAGAAAUAAGUACCCCAAGCACAACCUCUGCAACUGUUACUACUCUAACAACAUCACCUACAUCAACCAGCCCUGUGUCCACCACCACCUCUGGAACUCCUCCAACAACAUCACCUACAUCAACCAGCCCUGUGUCCACCACCACCUCUGGAACUACUCCAACAUCACCUACAUCAACCAGCCCUGUGUCCACCACCACCUCUGGUACUACUCCAACAGAAAGCUUUACCACCACUUCAGGAACCACCUCUAGUAGUUUUAUCACAAUCAAUGCGACAACCACCAUCUCUACCACUUUCAAAACCCUUCUCCCUGUCUCAACUACUACAUCUGGGCCUACUGCAACAUCAACUGCAGUCACCACGACAGGAAGUUCUACACACAGUGCAACUCCUCCAGUUAAUGGCUCAAGUUCAACUACAGGUCUAACACCAACCACUCCCAAAAAAACUUGUACUAUUUUCCCUAAUGAAUCUUAUGAGCAAGGUGACUCAUGGAUGCUCUGUAACUGCACUAAGGUUAUAUGUAUAGAAGACAACAUUGUCCAGGUAAUUCCAAUAAUCUGCAAUCCACCCCCGAAACCCACGUGUGCAAAUGGACUUUCUCCUGUGCCAGUCAUGGAUGAGGAUGGAUGCUGUUGGCACUGGGAGUGUGAUUGCUACUGCACUGGCUGGGGAGAUCCACAUUACAUGACUUUUGAUGGACUGUACUACAGCUAUCAAGGGAAUUGUACAUAUGUCCUUGUGGAAGAGAUCAAUAAGAAAGUGGACAACUUUGGUGUCUACAUUGAUAACUACCAUUGUGAUGCACGGGAUGUAGUGUCUUGUCCUCGAACGCUCAUUGUGAGACAUGAGACUCAGGAAGUGAGGCUAACAACAGCACAACCAAAUACUCUACAAGUAGAGGUGACAGUAAACAACAAGUACGUUGCUUUGCCUUAUAAAAAGUUUGGUGUGAGCAUCUACGAGUCAGGCAUAAAUCGUGUUGUGGAAAUUCCUGAGCUGAAAAUGAAUGUGACCUACAACGGCUUGUCCUUUUCUAUCAGAUUGCCCUACAGCCUGUUUGGCAACAAUACCCAGGGACAGUGUGGUACUUGCAAUAACAACACAGCAGAUGACUGCAUGCUGCCAAAUGGAAACAUUGCAGAACACUGUGAAACCAUGGCAGAUCAUUGGCAAGUUGUUGAUCCUUCAAAACCACAGUGCUCUCCAGGCCUAGUUCCUACAAGUUCACCUAGCACAACACCAACACAGCCUUGCAAAGAAUCGUCCAUCUGUGAGCUUCUUUUGGGAAGUGUGUUCAAGCCAUGCCAUGCAUUUGUCCAGCCUGAGAAGUACUAUGCAGCCUGUGUUUUUGAUAGCUGUGUACUUCCCAACCUAGACCUGGAAUGCUCAAGUCUGCAGAUCUAUGCUGCCGUCUGUGCUGAUCAAGGCGCAUGCAUUGACUGGAGAAAACACACCAAUGGUGUAUGCUCUCAUGAAUGUCCUUCAGGUAAAGAAUACAGAGCAUGUGGUCCUAUUAAAGAGAUGACCUGCAAAUCAAGAGGACAGAAUGAGACAUCAACUAAACAAGUGGAAGGCUGUUUCUGUCCUAAUGGAACCAUGCUGUAUGACUCUGGUGUGGAUGUCUGCGUGAAAACCUGUGGCUGUGUCGGAGUGGAUAAGAUACCAAGAGAGUUUGGAGAAAAGUUUACAGUGGACUGUCAGGACUGUAUUUGCCUGGAAGGUGAACAUGGCAUUUUAUGUAAGCCUCAUGUGUGUGAUCAAAAGAAGGUCACCUGUGAUGGAGAAGGCUUCUAUGAGGUCGCUGAAGUCAAUCCUAAAGACUCCUGCUGCCCUCUUUUCACUUGCAAAUGCAAUACCAGCAUGUGCACGGCUAAAGCCCCCAAGUGCUCACUGGGAUUUGAAGUUCAUUCUUAUAUUCCCAGUGGUCAGUGCUGUCCUGUAUACCAAUGUGUUCCCAAGGGGGUUUGCGUACAUGAGAAUGCUGAGUUCUUGCCCAACUCCUCAGUCUUUGUUGACAAGUGUCAGAAUUGUGUCUGCACAAAUGAUGUUAACGUCGGCACUCAACUGAAUAUCAUCUCCUGUGAACGUGUCCCCUGCAACACAUACUGUCAACCAGGAUAUGAACUUAAACCAGUGAAAGGUGAAUGCUGUGGAAAAUGUGUGCAGACCAAGUGUAUUAUACACACAGCAGACAAUUCUGAACUCAUCUUGAGUCCUGGAGACUUUAAAAAUGAUCCUCAAAACAACUGCACCAUUUAUAGCUGUGUAGAUAUCCACGACCAGCUUAUCGCUUCCACAUCUGAGAUUACCUGUCCAGCAUUCAAUGAGGACAGCUGCAAACCCGGAACUAUUUCUUUCUUACCUAACGGUUGUUGCAGAACAUGUGCCCCUCUGGACAGCAGCACAGCGUGCUCUGUGCGCCACAGAACAGACUUUAUCGUCUACAAUGGCUGCCGCUCCGUGGACAGAGUUGACUUGACUGAAUGUGAAGGAACAUGUGGAACCUUCUCGCUAUACUCUCCUGAGGCCAAUUCCAUGGACCACAGCUGCUCCUGCUGCAGAGAAACAAGCACCACUGAAAAGGAGGUGGUUCUGAAGUGCCCUGGUGGGCACGCAGUGUCACACAAGUACAUCUACGUGGAGAGCUGCAGCUGUCAAGACACUGAAUGCCAGAGGUCAGUGUCCAAUGAGCUGCAGAACAAUGAAGAAAAUGACCAGGCGACCACUCUGAACAGGAUCAAGAGAGCCAUAAGCUUAACAUCAAAAUGA
Messenger RNA from Haemorhous mexicanus (house finch), 15690 nucleotides. RefSeq names its product mucin 2, oligomeric mucus/gel-forming (gene MUC2). NCBI's taxonomy places the organism in Eukaryota, Metazoa, Chordata, Aves, Passeriformes, Fringillidae. Gene Ontology annotation, molecular function: protein binding. Gene Ontology annotation, cellular component: extracellular matrix. The transcript has 70 exons. Bases 13 to 15690 code for a protein of 5225 amino acids. The record is from RefSeq and is a predicted model, not a curated record.